AUGUCAACCCAACCAACGCCGAACCAAGUCCAUGCAGCCGAACAAUACAAAACAAGAGGGAAUCAAUAUUUCAGUGCCAGGGAUUAUGACGCUGCAAUAAAAGAGUAUACAGCUGCAAUUGUAGAAGGAGAAGUUGGAAGCGAUGAGGAAGAGAGAAAGCAACAAGUAUCCUUAUAUUUCAUUUAUGUUCAUGCUACCUCGCGAGGUCUUCAAUUGUGCAACCUCUUCUUCAAGAUAGUAUUUAGUAAUCAAAACCCAAACAUUUCCGUUUAUUUUACAAAUAGAGCACUAUGCUAUUUGAAGCUAAAAAAAUACGAUCAUGUAAUAGCAGAUUGCGAAAGGGCAAAUAAGCUUGAUUCAAAUUCUGUGAAAGGACAUUAUCUGCUGGGACAGGCGUUCACAGAAAAGUUACGUACAGAAGAAGCGGUCAACGCACUAGAACAAGCAUAUGAGCUAGCGGUAAAAGCAAAUGUAACCUACUUGGGAGAUAUAAUUCAAGCACUACUCAACGCCCGCAAGAAGAAAUGGGAACUGUCAGAACGAGAGCGAGAAAAGAGAGAAACAGAUUUGUUAAAGUAUCUCAAAGGAUUAAUUAAUACAGAACGGGAGAGACAACUUCAAAAAGUAAUGGCCGUAAAGAACCCUGUUGCAGCUACGUUUUCAAAGUUUGUCAAUAACUCUACUGAAGUUGAGCGGCUUGAUGCGAUCAAUAAAGCACAUGACGAAAAGUUGUCGGCUCUUGAACAAGUCUUUGCACAAGCAGAUGAGAAUAUGGGGCGUCGCGAAGUCCCUGAAUACUUUUUAGAUAAAAUAUCGUUCAACGUAAUACACGAUCCCGUAAUCACACCUUCGGGUAUAACCUACGAACGAGCACACUUGAAAGAACACUUUAGGAAGAUAGGCCACUUUGAUCCCUUAUCACGCAAAGAAUGUACAGAAAGAGACUUGUAUCCAAACUUGGCGCUGAAGGAAGCCAUUGAAGAUUUCUUGAAAAAGAAUGGAUGGGCUGUGGAUUACUAG
Messenger RNA from Paraglomus occultum, 1020 nucleotides. Lineage: Eukaryota; Fungi; Glomeromycota; Glomeromycetes; Paraglomerales; Paraglomeraceae. The record is from the annotation of a GenBank genome assembly.